AUGGCUUCCGUACAAGCAAAAGUCGACGCCGCAAAGGCGGCCGUGUCGUCAACAUCGACAUGCACGCCUGCGACCGUCGUCACCUUUAAGGAGCUACUGCUCCCCGAGCCCGAGCCCAAAGCCAAGCAGACCGUCAGAGCAGCCAGGACAACCGCGACCGCGAAACUGAAACCCGGCGCAGCUCCCAAGAAGACGACCGGCGGCGAGCUGCUGGGCGCGCGCGAGAGGACUGUCCUGGCCACGCAUGUCAUCAAUGCGGCCCUCAAGUCCCUCGCCGGGGCGGCCAAGCCUCAGCCCCCGGCCACCCCUUCCAAGCACGGCGACAAGCUCCGACAAUCGGCCGGGAGGCGGUCGCUCCGACGAUCCACCUCGGCGCCCUUGUCGCCCCUGCAGCCGAGGACGCUCAACCGAGUGGCCUCGUCCCCAAACGUGUCCAUCAAGGAGGCCAGGCUUUUGCCGCCCUCGCAGUCGACGGGAUGUCUGGCAACGGUGGAGUGUGCACGGGUCGCCUUUGCGUGUCUUCGGUCUCUCAAGGGCCCCGUGCAGGAUGGCCAGGCAGACUUUCAGCUCGAGAACGGCAUGUCGGCGUUGGUGGGCAGACUCCUUGCGCUGGGGCUUCACGACCAGGCCCUCAAAGAGCUGCGGAUACUGAAGAGGAGACUCGACGGCUCCACGUCGACAGCGGCUAGAAACACCAAGGCGACGUCUGCCGAGAGCGGCUCUGCUGCUGUGGGCGUCGCGGACCUCGUCGAGUACGGCGGAAACAUCACAAAGAAAAGCCUGGCAACAGUCACGGCUUGCCAAACACAGGUGCUCAAGCUUGUGGCUGUCACCAAGAAGCCCGCGCACGUCGAGGCGCUGCUCCCUGCCCUGCAAGAGUCGAAUCCGUCUUCACCCAUCAACCUCCUCUCGCGGCUGGCCAGUGCGGGCGACAAGGAAGCCGCCAAAACGGCGCGCCAGAUGGCAUCGCUCUCGCAAAUCAUCCUCUCCCUCGUGCCGAGCGUCUCGAGCGCCGAGGACGCCGUGGCCUCGGAACCCCGACUUAGCCCGGACCCCACCGUCGUCUUCCAACUACAGGCCCUUGCUUUCAGGAUGCAGAUGAGAUGGUGGAGUCUGGCCGGGCACCAGGGUAGUAUCGACGACGAGAUACUGUCCCCCUUCACGCGCUGCAUGCGAGCCUUUGUCCGUCGUCAAAAGUCGGACGAGAGGCUGGUCUACCGCACACUGACGUCGGGCUUUGAAGGCAUCAUGGAGAUCGUUCGCUCGGGAAACCAUCAGCCCGCAACGUCGUCCAAAUCCCCCUUAUCCUCCAUCUACCAGGUUCUUGGGUCGACUGCACACGCGGCGCGGCACUACGACGACGCAUAUAGCUGGCUCCAGCGCCUCAAAGGCUGCCUGUGUACCGAAACCGAUUCCUUUGUUCGCAUCUGCUCCGUCUCGGCUCGGAUCUUGGCCGCGGCCCUCAAGAAAUCGGAUCUCGAAUCCGAUGUCGAACAGCUCAUAGGCCAUGUCGUUGCCGGUCUGGACGGAAGCCUCAGCGGAACUGUCUCAGAGCUUAACGAGCUGCUCGAGGGUCUCUCAGCCGCCAGGCGCGCCGUCGUCGGUCUGCUCAAGAUCGUCCUGGAUCCUGGAUCGCCGGCAAAGCCCAUCCCUGAACAUAUUGUCACCGUCUCAAAGGACUUCAUCCUCCGGUUCCCACGGUUUGUGCGCCGCUGGGUAGGGUCUCCCCCGGGGAAAGACGCCAGCACGAAGCAGGUGCUCCAGUUCGACCAGCGGAGGCAAACGGUAAUGCAGUCGAUUGGUCAGGUCCUGGAUGCGGCUUUAAUGGUUCUCAAGUGCGAUAUCCAGGCCAGCUCGAGCGAGUGGCAGCUCAUGGACGACGUCUUGCAGCACUGCGCCGCCCUGCUGGAGUCCAUAUCCAACCCUGCCAUGUCGGCGGCCAAGGCGGAGCAGUUGGGCGUCUACCACGUCAAGAUCUCGAGCCUCUACUUUUCCAAGUUCCUGGAGUUGCGCAAAGUGCCCAACCGGUCCAGGGACAUCAAUAAACGGCUCCUCCAGGCUCUCAGCCGGUCCAUCGACGCAGUGAAGGAUAGACCGCUUGCGGAACGGGAAAAGGCCCAGCUGUCGACGAAACUGGAGCUCUUUGCCGACCUCUGCCGGGAAAUGGGAAGAGCUGAAGACGCCGUCCGCACGCUACGGUCCAUCUGCACCGGCAUGGCUGAGGACGGCGUCUUGUCGGACGUCGCGGCAGCCCUGGCGAAGCAGCCUCCCGCCCUGGCAUGGACCAUGACGGAAAAGGCCUCGUCGCUGUCCCGGACGCUACGCUCGAUCGCCAAGCUUGACCGCUCGUGCAACGACUGGACCUUUUUCUUGCCCGAGACGGAGCGCGCCGCCGUGCUAGAACACCUGGUGCACCUCAGCGCUGGCAGUUCCUACUCGCCCUUGCAGCCCCUGCGGCUUCACGACCCUGGCCUGGCAGCGCUGCUGCGGAUAUAUGCUCCAGACAAGUAUCCCGUACGCCGGUUGCGCGUUCUUCUUCACAUUUCCUAUCAGAAUAUCGGGGAGGAGGCUGGGCUGGACGAGCUCGAGUCGCAGCUCGAUCAGGCCCUGCAGCAGCUUCAGCGCAAGGACAAGGCAGAGGACGCCGCCCUAUGUCAUUUUAUCCCGCACUUAGAAGCAUACUAUGCCUUGAUAUCGGCAGUGGCCGACAGUGAGACGCAGCUUCCCAUCUCGGCGGUCAGGAGCUCCAUUUCCUCCUGGAAGAUCAUGACGGAGGCCUGCCAGACGAGAGACGACCUAUACGCAGUCAUCGACAACCCGGAAGGCCUGCUCGACCAGCUGCUGUCGCUGAACCAACUAGCGGGUCUCAAAGGCGACAAUACGCUGCAGCUUUCCAUCUCGGAACUCUCCAUCACCCUGGCCAAGGCGAUUAGCGGGCCGUCGGCCGCAGGAUCGGCUGGCGAUAGCUUGGUCCUCAGCCAUAGCCAGCUGGCUGCUCGAUACGUCAGCAUCGGCAGCUACACGCAGGCCAUGGAGACGCUGGAGUGGACCAGGUCACUCGUCGAGCAAAACGAGGGCAUCUCGCGCGGCAUUGUUGCCGACUUUUACCUUUCGCAGGCAGACUAUCAUACCGGUAUUGGGGCGUUUGAGGAAGCCCUGAAAUGCUUAUCGAAAGCAAACGACAUUUGCAGCCAGUCGUAUUCGACCUGGGCUCAGUCAAAGUCGCAGGCAACAGUGACGCUAUCCAUGGCGUCUUUCCUGCAGUCGACCGUCUCUCUCCAGAAGGGAGACGUCCAGGACGCGCUUGCAGCCGUCAAGUCGAGCGUCCGGAUGCUAUCCCAUGACUGGUCGAAGCUCGAGGCGGAGGUGGUGUCGGCGAACGGUGCCAGCAGCGCCGAGACGAGCAUGUCGGAAGCCAGCUCGGCCAGCAUCCAGGUGAGAUCGUCCCAGAGCCGGGCAAGCGGCCCUCGCUUCUGGCGCCUCGCGUCGCCGCUCCUCCGCAGCCUCCUGCACAUCUCCUCGGUAUACGCCCACAUCGGCAUGUUCCAGGAGACCGUCUACUACGCCGAGUCGGCCCGCAAGGUUGCCGAGAACACGCAGUCGCCACUCUUCAUGGCGCAGGUGUCGGCGUGGAUGGGCAGCGUCUACGUCAAGGCGGGCAUGCGGGACAAGGCCCUCGCGGCGCACGAAGAGGCGACAAAGCACAUGCCUCAGGACGCGUGCUCAUGCCGUGUGCGAGUCGCGCGCCAGGUGGGGGAUUUCUACAACGCCAUGGGCAAUGAAGAGAAGGCACGCGAGUAUCUCAAGAUUGCCGAGGACACGAUUCACCAGUUGAGCUGCAUCGACCAGGCUGCGAUUGCGUCGAAGGGAUGUGAAGCGGGCAAGGGAACGGCCGUGACGAAGACCAGGAGCGCGGCAGCUUCCAAGACACCGCGUGCCACGAGGACGACGAGGGCGACCAGAACCCCUGCCGCGCCUCGAACCUCAAAGCGAGGACAGCCCGCAGCCCGAGCCAAGACACCGCCCGCCCCUGGCAUCCCCGAAAUACCCAAAGACGUCUACCAGUCGUCACUGAUGGCGGCCGUCAUCCUGUCUCGGGCGGUCGGGCUCAUCCACCUGGAGGACUGGUCGUCGGCACUGUCGACGCUGGAACAGCUCAAGGGGCUGCCCAAGCUGCUCGGGACCUUGUCACAGGAGCAGGUGGUGACGGCAACGUCGCUCAUCGGGCACAGCAUGGAGCAGAUGAUCUCGGACCCCGUCUUUUCGGUCGUGCAGGACUCGACUAUUUCCUUUCCCGCCGUGUGUGGCGGCUCCGACAAGGGCGCGUCUGACAGGGCGGCGGCGAGCACCUCGCCCGCGAGAAAGGGCCGAAGCGACCGGAGGGUGGGCAAGGAGCGAGGCGGGCCUGCGUUCGCCGAGGCUUUGAGGCGGGCGCAGGAGCUGCUGGUGGAGGCUCACGGGUCUGCCCUCUCGGGUUCUGACAGCGGCACCGUCCAUCGCAUCUCGACACUGCUGCAGAGCACAAUCAUGCUGCUGUCGGCCACGUCGGCGGCCAAGGCCAGGCCUGGCGUGUCGUCAAGCCUCGCGACAGUGGCCGUGGACCUGGGCCGCAACAUUGCAUGGACACGAGAGCAAAACACGCUGAAGGUUCCCGCAACGACCAAGACUACGGGGCGAGCAUGGUCGAGUCGGCGGUGCAGCCUGGACCUGGCGACGGACGCGGCCAAGUUCCAGAAGAAGUACGUUGAAGUGAUUCCCAAGAAGUGGAGCGUCAUCUCGCUCUCGCUCAGCGACAACCGCCACGACCUGUGCAUCAGCAAGCUGCAGGCCGGGCACAGCCCGUUCAUCCUGCGGCUGCCGCUGGAGCGGGCCAACUGCCGCGACGCCGACUCGGAGGUGUUUAACUUUGAGCACGGGCGCGAGGAGCUGCACGCCGUCAUCAAGCUGGCCAACGAGACGAGCCACUCGGCGCGGGACUUUACGGCCAAGGGAGAGCGCAGCGCAUGGUGGUCGGAGCGGGCGGCGCUGGACUCGCGGCUGCGGGAGCUCCUGACGACGAUGGAGACGACGUGGCUGGGGGGGUUCCGGGGUAUCUUCUCGCAGCACCAGCGGCGGGCGGAGCUGCUGGCGCGGUUCCAGAAGAGCUUCCAGCAGAUCCUCGACGGGAGCCUGCCGUCGCGCAACCGGAUGCGCGGCCGGAAGACGGCGGCAGUGACGCUGGACCCGCGGAUCCUGGAGCUGUUCAUCGGGCUCGGGGACCCGGCGGAGGCGGACAACGACUACGACGAGUCGCUCAACGACCUGCUCUACUUUGUGGUGGACGUGCUCCAGUUCCACGGGGAGCGCAACGCGUACGACGAGAUCGACUUUGACGCCAUGGUGGUGGAAACGUACGACGCGCUGCGCGGAUACCACGGGGCGGCGCGGAGCGGCGGGGAGCGGGAGGAGGGGGCGCACACGGUGCUGGUGCUGGACAAGGCGCUGCACGAGUUUCCGUGGGAGUCGCUGCCGUGCAUGGAGGGGCUGGCGGUGUCGCGGGUGCCGUCGCUGGCGUGCCUGCGGCAGCUGAUGAUGGAGCAGGGGGAUUCCGAUUCGCAUGACGACGACGACGACGACGACGACGGACAGGGACAAGAACAGGGACAGGGACGGGGACGGGGACGGGGACAGGGACGGGGACAAGGCCCAGGGCAAAAGGGCCGCUACUACGUGUCGGCGGGGUCCGGGACGUUUAUCCUGAACCCGUCGGCGGACCUCGACAACACGCAGGCCUUCUUCCAGGGCGCCUUUGAGCGUCGGCUGGCGUCGUGGACGGGGCUGGUGCGGCGGGCGCCGUCCGAGGCGGAGAUGGAGCGGGCGCUGUCGACGUCGGACAUUGUGUUGUACUUUGGGCACGGCAGCGGGGCGCAGUACAUCCGGGGCCGGACGGUGCGGCGGCUGGAGCGGUGCCGGGCGGCGGCGUUCCUGAUGGGGUGCAGCUCGGCGGCGCUGACGGCGGCGGGCGAGUUUGAGUGCCACGGGGCCGUGUGGAACUACAUGAUGGCGGGCAGCCCGGCGGUGGUGGGCACGCUGUGGGACGUGACGGACCGCGACAUUGACCGGUUCGCGGGGCGGGCCUUUGAGGAAUGGGGGCUGCUGCCGGGCGGGACGUUUGGGCCGGGGCACGGGGGCGGCGGCGAGGAGCGGUCGCUGGCCGAGGCGGUGGGCAGGGCGCGGGGGGCGUGUCGGUUCCGGUACCUGAACGCGGCGGCGGUGGUGGUGUAUGGGAUUCCCGUCUACCUGCGGGAGGGGGCUUGA
Molecule: messenger RNA, 6297 nt
Organism: Hirsutella rhossiliensis
Lineage: Eukaryota; Fungi; Ascomycota; Sordariomycetes; Hypocreales; Ophiocordycipitaceae
Product: peptidase family c50 domain-containing protein
Exons: 2
Coding region: 1-6297 (2098 amino acids)
Biological process (GO): meiotic chromosome separation; proteolysis
Cellular component (GO): nucleus; mitotic spindle; centrosome
Molecular function (GO): protein binding; cysteine-type endopeptidase activity
Source: RefSeq, a predicted model, not a curated record